Molecule: messenger RNA, 1667 nt
Organism: Coccomyxa subellipsoidea C-169
Lineage: Eukaryota; Viridiplantae; Chlorophyta; Trebouxiophyceae; Coccomyxaceae
Product: alpha/beta-hydrolase
Exons: 5
Coding region: 1-1011 (336 amino acids)
Source: RefSeq, a predicted model, not a curated record
AUGAUUUUUCAGCAGGUGAACGCCUAUCAAAAAGCUUGGAGCCCUAUCCCAGGACCAGGGCCAGGGGCAGGCCCAGGGCCUGCACCAGCCCCUGGCAUCUCCCUUGAUCUGGAGAUUGGGGACACAGCCGGCCUAGCAGCAGUGACAUCGAUAGACAGCACAGUCAUCAAUGGGCCGAGAUCGCCCAUUGUGCUGCUGCACGGAGCCAUCCAGGGCGGCUGGGUGUGGAAUUACUCGCGGCCAGAAAUAGGUGCACCUGCGGGGGUGAAGGGUCUCUUGGAGCAGGCGGGGCACCAGGUGUUUAACCCAACACUGCCAUUUCACGCCCCAUACGACCACUGGUCAUGGAUGGAUGGGCAGAUGACAGUGCAGAAGUAUGUCGAUGUUUACAUCCAGGUGAUAACACAGAACAAUUUGCAGAAUGUGGUGCUGGUGGGCCACUCGCUGGCGGGGGUGUGGAUGCAGAUGCUGCUGCAGCAGAUCCCCAACCGCAUCGCCUCCCUUGUCUUCAUCGACGCGGCGGUGCUGUUGCCCGGCGAAAGCUUCUUUAGUAAUAGGAUCGGCGGCGUCGUCUCCACGCUCCCAGCGUUCCCUGCGCAGGCCUGGUUCUCGCUGCUUUUCAGCUACCCGCUCUUCUACCAGCAGUUCACAGUGGACCUCUACCGCGGCUGGAUGGUGAACAGCUGCGCGGGCAACGAUGCAUUAGUCCUGGCCACCUACAAGCUCAUGGUGCCAGAACCCAAGGGCCCAGAGGUCACAUCCCUGGACGUCUCAGCCUUUUUUACCAUCUCCAAGCCCAAGGCAUACAUCUAUGAAACUCUGGACCACAGUCUCAGUACGGAUCCGCGCGCGUGGCUGCUGUUUGCGGACCGGCUCGCGCGCGCAAAUAACGGCGGCCUCGGCCUGCAGGUGAUUGAGGUGGAGGCGGAUCACCAGGGCAUGCUGACUAACCCUGUCGACCUGACAGCUGGCAUCCUCAGGGCCAUCAGCGCCCUGCAGACAGACCGCUGAGUCAGCGCGCUCGAGAUUAAUGACCGAGAAUUAUAAGCCGGGUUUAAUUACUCAACAGGAGCCAGCAGAGAACUUCCAGAGCAGGAUGUUCCCGACCGGGGGGGCCCCAUUGCUGACUUCAGAAUUGCAUGCAGCAGGAAUCCUCUGCUGUCCAACGAUUACAGAGCCUAGUUUCUAACCAUGAAUCUUUGAGGGCAGGAGGCACCCAGUUGAGGAAGGUUUUAGGGGGUUUUCUGAAGAGUGUGGUGCCUAAAAAGGACCGGCAGCCUCCUAGUAUUGAUGUGGCGCCAAUGCAAACAGCGAGGCUUAGAAGAGUUGCUACUUCAGCUAGUAUUCAGAUGUCCAGGUGCAUGCCAGGGGUGCCUUGAUAGUGCAACUGGAAUUUAGUUUGUCUGGUAGCUAGAGCAGCAACUGCAGGGAUGUGGCAUUCAACGAGAGGCAGGGUGACCAGACUCUUCAGGGGGUUAGACUUGUUGAUAUUGCAAUGUCAAUGAGUAUUUGUUUGGUUUGCUAAUUUAUUAGUGGAACAUAGGACACCACAUGUACAGGUGCUCAUGCGCUUUUAGAACACCUGGCAUCAUAAUCUGAGAAUCAAAUGCAAAUGCGAGCAAUCAGAGGCAUGUCCUGGAAAUCUGUAAAUACACAAAUGCAUGCGC